Messenger RNA from Mytilus californianus (California mussel), 1070 nucleotides. RefSeq lists its product as uncharacterized. The transcript has 4 exons. Lineage: Eukaryota; Metazoa; Mollusca; Bivalvia; Mytilida; Mytilidae. The record is from RefSeq and is a predicted model, not a curated record. The coding region runs from base 1 to 999 and encodes 332 amino acids.
AUGACGUUACCGAAAAAUUCUCAUGUCUUUAUUGCACCAGUAAUGUCGGUAAGAGAAUUUUGGCGAUAUUCAAUAGUUAGACGAUGUCCUAAUUUUUCCGAACACAUUCCCAAUAUAUUUACCAAUGUACUUGGUGUUAGUCAUGGCGGCAUGACAUGGAAAACCUAUAAGCGAUUAUCAGGAAAAGAUGCGGAACAAAAAGCUUGGCAUAGCAUAGCUAGCAAAGUUGCCAAAGCAGUUGCUGGAAAGGAAAUUGUUGCAAACCCUUUCUUGUCGUUCCUCGAUUCACCUUGCGAACCUGGAUUACUGAUCUUUCAUAUUGACCGAACAUUUAAAGAAUGGGUGACAAGAGAGUCAAUUCCAGCAAUAUCUUCGGAACUUAUCUGGGAUUUCUAUCCACGAUGGGCAGGUGCAGAACAAGUUAAACCGAUGGAAACAGAAACAUACGAUGAAGAUCCUAACUUCCGGUUUCAUUCUGAGAGUUCAUUAAAACCGCGGGGGAAUAAUGGAAAAGAAAAAAAGAUUGUUAUAGACGUGUUUGGAAAAACAGUAAAACAGUUGAAAGAUGUUCAAGAUCUGAAAAACAGAAUCAUCAACAUGGAACUAUUUGAAGAUUCUAUCUUUGACGAGGAAUUUGUAUAUGUAGUGGACAAAGUGUACUAUGUAGAUAAAUUUGAACUAAGAAUAUUAAUCGACGGCGAGGUAAAAACAUCAAGAUCAGAGACAAGCAGGUUUCCAGUCGGUUUCACAGUGAGGGAAGUCAGAAUAGGAUGGGACGAAUUUGAAACCAGAUGUAUAAAACGAGUGUCGAAAAAAUCGUUUAGAAAAAUGAGAGUGUCAUGGGUCCAGAGAUCAAGGUUUUGGUAUUACUUCAGACAAGGGAUUGCAAAUUGUGAAAAAUAUGGUAGUGCUGCAGGAGAUUAUCCAAGGAUUAGCUACAUACCCAAUGACAUACCAAACUUCGGAGUGAGAGAACGAGAUCAUGACGAGAUCGGAUAAGUUUUAUACAUAUCUCCUCUACGAAUUAUAUGUUUAGUGCUCUUUUUCUCGAGAACCUUCAUGGCGUUAUG